Messenger RNA from Caenorhabditis sp. 36 PRJEB53466, 1080 nucleotides. NCBI's taxonomy places the organism in Eukaryota, Metazoa, Nematoda, Chromadorea, Rhabditida, Rhabditidae. The record is from the annotation of a GenBank genome assembly.
AUGGCCAUUCGACCGCUCCUCCCCUUUUUAGUCCUUUUGGUGCGCGUUGUCGACCUGCUCAAUCUGGAUUUCGGAGGGCUCGUGAAGCAGACGGUGGCCGGCAACGAGGCGGUUCUGCACAAUUGCAGCAAGGACCAGGACCAGAUUCUGCAGCAGUGUUACCUUGACAUGUUCCUCUCCUACGGCUUGAACUCUACCGAACUGCCGCCUGCCAGUUCGGAUCCUUUCAAAGAAGUCCGCUAUGAUGCUACCGGAAUGUGCACGUUUGUCGCUUUCUCAAUUCAAUCCCUCCUCAUACCGGUGCCUUGCAGCAGUUAUUCAUCUCUUCGGCACUGCCACAGCGACGUCCUAAACGACUGUCUCAAUUAUAACACUUUCAAUUCGUUGUUCGAUUCUGAAGUGGACGCCGCCUAUUACGUCUCGCAAACUGCGUUUCUGCAGUUCUACUGCGAUUACGGCAAAGACUGUGAGUUUGAACUAAUUGAACAGGCCACAAGGAUGUCUAAAAUGCUCUUUUGGAGGUUUUUUUUUGUUUGAAAAUGCUCGAUACCAAUUAAUUUUCCAGUUGUCGUUUACUACGAAUGCAUGCAAGCCAUCGAUAUGAACGACCUUUCGAGCACCAUUUUCACAGAGUGUUCCGUGCUGGAAGUGGGCAGUUGCGAGUGAGUUUCACAAUUUGAAGUGCCAUCGCUCCAUCCGAAUUUUAUUCAGUUCCGUUUCUCGAACAACUCAAUGCGAACGGGCUGUGGUCCGGAAAUCGUGCGGGAAGAACGGAGUCCAUUCGUACUGCCAAUACCAGAAGAUUCUGAUGGACAUGACUGGAUGGAAUUUUUGUGAAUACAUGCCCUGCGUCAACUCAUCUCUUUCUUUCUCGUUUUCUUAUUUAUCUGCCUUGUUACCCUCAGAACCAUUUUUAUCUGAUCUCUACAGUAAUUGUUACAAAAUACAUAAAUCGGUUAUAUUUAACUUACUAAUCGGUAUUAUUCACAGCAAAACCCGCGGUUUACAAAGAGAGAAAAUAUGAUUUAGAAAAGUCUGUACGAUGGACGGUUUUUCAUGAGGGCCAAGUUCUUGAAGUAA